AUGGCAGGAAUUGAUGAAAAAUGGGAGCGGCCCGCACCUCGCCCUCCCCGGCCGCGCCUCGCCCCUUGUGAGGUCACCCUGAUUGGGGACGCGAGGCCCCCGCCACCCCGUCCCUGCCCGGCCCAGGCACCGACGGUGCAGAAGGAGCGAGGGUGGCAACGCUCUCUUCAGCGACGCGCCCUGGAGCCCCCGUCCGCCCCUGGGAACAAGCAGGCAGGGGUGGGCGCCGGCAGGGGCAGGGCGUGUUCCCUGGCCGCGCCUCGCCGGGCCGACGCCCCCCACCCCUCCCCGGGUCGCCCGCGCCGCAGACCGCAGCCCGGAAGCCUGCACGCCCAGCUCCGCGCCCUGGAAGCUCGCGCAUGCGCGCCGAAGCCCCGCAGCUGUUUGGCCGUUUCCAUGGCUACGAAGAGGGUUGACCGGGGGCCUGGGAAGGAGAAAAUGAAGCUUAAGAGCCUCCUGCUCCGGUAUUACCCGCCAGGUACCGGCCGGGCCUCCUCCGUCCUGGCGUGGGGUCCUGGGCUCUGGCUCUGGGAGGCUGCGCGGCGGCGGAGGGUGCGGGGACUCGAGGGGCCGGCGGGGUCCCCUAGAAUUAUGUUGGAGUAUGAGAAGAGUGGAGAGUUGAAAACCAAAUCCAUAGAUUUGCUCAACCUCAGUUCCAGCACUGAUGUCAAUGUCUUAGUAGAAGAGAUACAGAAAGCAGAGCCUCUAAUCACAGCUUCACGAUCAGAUCAAGUAAAGCUUUUAAUACAGAGAUUACAAGAUAAACUCAGACAGCACAGUAACCACAAAUUUUAUCUUUUUAAGGUUCUCAGAGCACAUAUACUGCCAUUGACUAAUGUUGCACUUAAUAAAUCAGGCUCAUGCUUUAUCACAGGAAGCUAUGAUCGGACAUGUAAAGUCUGGGACACUGCAUCUGGAGAGGAGCUUCACACCCUGGAGGGCCACAGGAAUGUGGUCUAUGCCAUAGCAUUCAACAAUCCUUACGGUGACAAAAUUGCUACUGGGUCCUUUGAUAAGACUUGUAAGCUAUGGAGUGCAGAAACAGGAAAAUGUUACCAUACCUUUAGAGGUCAUACAGCAGAAAUA
Messenger RNA from Odobenus rosmarus divergens (Pacific walrus), 1086 nucleotides. It is a transcript of the gene DAW1, whose product is annotated as protein will die slowly-like. The transcript has 7 exons. Lineage: Eukaryota; Metazoa; Chordata; Mammalia; Carnivora; Odobenidae. Gene Ontology annotation, molecular function: protein binding. The annotation marks the transcript as partial. The record is from RefSeq and is a predicted model, not a curated record.